CGCCCUCGGCUGCGCACGGGGACGUGCCCGUGGCCGAAGAGUCAUGCUGUAGGGUAACUAACACUCGGUGCAAUAUUAAAGGCCAAGGGCCCGUGACAGGUACAAAGUGGAGGACUAGCCGGCAAGUUUCAGUGCUGGGUUGGGUCCCCAUUUUCAGACACCUCCUUUGCGACGCUCCCUGGCGUGAAGCCCGCCCACUGCACGCAUUCACCCGCCACUUCCGCCCUCGCCUCCACCGAGAAAGAUGGCGGAGGAACCGGAGUCUGUUCUUCCCUUUCCUCCCUCAACCGCUGCUGGCGGUGAAGGACUGACAGACGUCUCCCCAGGAACAGUCACUCCGGAGCCUCCUUCUUCCGCUGCAGUAUCCCCUGGGACGGAGGAACCUGCCGGCGACACCAAGAAAAAAAUUGACAUCCUGCUAAAGGCUGUGGGAGACACCCCUAUUAUGAAAACAAAGAAGUGGGCUGUAGAGCGAACCCGAACCAUCCAAGGACUCAUAGACUUCAUCAAAAAGUUCCUUAAACUUGUGGCUUCAGAACAGUUGUUUAUUUACGUGAAUCAGUCUUUUGCUCCUUCCCCAGACCAGGAAGUCGGAACCCUCUAUGAGUGUUUUGGCAGUGAUGGUAAACUGGUCCUACAUUAUUGCAAAUCUCAGGCAUGGGGAUGAACCACAGAAAAAAACAACUUGCUACUUUAAAUGAAUUUUCACAGAGGAACCAGCUCUGAAAAGUUUUGAUGCUUGUGGCAAGAGACUUAACAGAUAUGACUCAUGUAUCUUUUCAUGUAUCUACUGUGACCCAUGUUUAUGCGUAAGCAAACAUCCAUAGAGUGAAUGGACUCACAAAAAUGCGAUUUGUAUUAAUACACAAAUUAUUAUAAAAGAUUGAUGUUAGAGUGCACCCAUUGCUUCUACUUGUUACUACUAUAAUUGCUCCAGAUCUGCCUCCAAGGUUGAAAAGGCAACUAAGACUGCAACUUCAUUAUUGGUUCUCAAAAUUACUGAAGUUGUUUACUUGUAGAAUUAGCACUCUGUUUUUUGUUUUGUUUUUUUUUUUACAGUAAAAGUUAAUUUACUAAAGUUUUCUUCUUUGUUUUCUUUUUUUUAAACUUAUUCAGGAAACUUCAGCUUCUUCCAGAUAAUGAGAUAUUUACAUUUAUAUCUACUGUGUUAGCUUCUUGUAAAACAAAGUCACAUUGACCUACCGUCUGAAUACCUUAUAUAGUCCAAUAGAGGGCAGCCAACCUUGCCGAAAGGGUUUGGCUGUUUGGUUUUACAUCUUUGCCAGGUUUUAUCUUUUGCCUUAGGGGAAAACACUGUUGUUGCAAAUUUCUAGUUGGCAUUCAUCAAGGAGAGCAAGCAUGUUGACAGACUGGAAGACUAUUAGAGAGAAUGUGCAUAGUUUAAGUAUUUUAUUAGCAAGCAGAAAGAAUUUAACAAAUACAGGACAACUGAGUCAUACUGCUCUUUUCAGUCCUAUCACUUAAUGAUUCUUAAAUCCCAAUGGUAUAACUGGUGUUAUUCUGUCACACAGAUGAGUAAACCUGGCAAUAUCUUUGAGUGUUCAUAAUGCAUUUUCCAUCUCAAAAGCACUCAAAGAAUAAUUUAAAAACAACCUUAGGUUUUACAUGUAUUUCAUGCCAUAAGUAAAAGAGUACCAUUUUUACUGAUAUUAUUAGACUGGUAAUCGCUUGAAGUGAGAUUUAACUCUUUCUUUAUUCUGUAUUAUAUUUGUAAUGCCAUAGUUUUAAAAAAGCAUUCCAAUAAAUUGAAUGGAAUGUCCAAACAG
Galeopterus variegatus (Sunda flying lemur) is the source of this 1787-nucleotide messenger RNA. It is a transcript of the gene ATG12, whose product is annotated as autophagy related 12. Gene Ontology annotation, biological process: autophagosome assembly; C-terminal protein lipidation; nucleophagy. The coding region runs from base 245 to 667 and encodes 140 amino acids. Lineage: Eukaryota; Metazoa; Chordata; Mammalia; Dermoptera; Cynocephalidae. The transcript has 4 exons. The record is from RefSeq and is a predicted model, not a curated record. Gene Ontology annotation, cellular component: phagophore assembly site membrane; Atg12-Atg5-Atg16 complex; cytoplasm.